Molecule: messenger RNA, 2344 nt
Organism: Pungitius pungitius (ninespine stickleback)
Lineage: Eukaryota; Metazoa; Chordata; Actinopteri; Perciformes; Gasterosteidae
Gene: pex10
Product: peroxisomal biogenesis factor 10
Exons: 5
Coding region: 212-1366 (384 amino acids)
Biological process (GO): protein import into peroxisome matrix
Cellular component (GO): peroxisomal membrane
Molecular function (GO): zinc ion binding
Source: RefSeq, a predicted model, not a curated record
UGACAAAUCAGCCACAUUGCAUGGCUUUAACUUCCUAUUUGUUUCCUGGAAUAAAACAGAACAUGUUGGACGUAACGUUAACUAACUAGGGAAGAAUAGUGCAUAUUCCGACCAUGCACCAGGACAUUAGGCCUUAGCCAGGGUGCUGUUCUCCCCGCAGACCUCUGCCAGUGUGACGGUCUCUAACAAACACCGUUAGCGUAAGCGGACGAUGCCGCUAGCUGCUGCUAACCAGUCCCAGUUGAUUCGGUCCAGUCAGAAGGACGAAUACUACCGAACCUUCCUGAGAAACAAUUCCAACGAAGCCUUUCAGACUCUCGCUGGAUCCAAAAGAUGGCUGGACUGGAGGAGAGAGAUGGAGCUGCUGUCAGACCUCGCAUACUAUGGUCUAACCACCUUCUCAGGUUACCAGACCCUGGGCGAGGAGUACGUCAACAUCGUCCAGGUGGACCCCACUGAGCGCCGGGUCCCAUCCCGGGCCAGGCGGGGCCUCUUUGUUCUCUGCCACGCCUACUUCCCUUACCUCGUGGACAAAGUCCUGGUGUGCCUGGAGAACGAGCUGGAAUGCGGGCAGGACAGGCGCGGUGGUGGGCGGCAGCGGCGUGCGGCGCCCGAGCUGUGGUGGAGCCUGGAGUCGUGGCUGAGGAGGUGGAUACAGAGGGUGGUGGGGCUGCUGUCGGUGCCCCAGAGGAGAGCGUGCAUGGCGGCCACGUUCGUCCUUCGCCCGAGUCUGUCCCUCCUACACCGAUUCCACGCCGCGGUGUUCUACCUCAGCGGCUCCUUCUAUCACUUGUCCAAGAGGGCGGCCGGUAUCCGCUAUGUACGCCUCAUCUGCGUGUGGUGGCGCUCAGCAGGGACGAUGGAACCAUCAGGAGCAGCUACAGGCUGCUGGGGGCGCUGUCCCUCCUCCAGCUGCUUAUCACAGUGUGUCUGCAGUUCAACAGCUUCAGACAGAAGCAGCGAGCCAGGCACGAGUGGAAGCUCUACAGGAGCCUCAGUCCUCAGCGCACACACACCUCAGGCCCCACGGCUGCCAGCUGCAUCCUCUGCCUGGAGGAGAGGAGACACUCCACCUGCACUCCCUGUGGACACCUCUUCUGCUGGGAGUGCAUCACGGAGUGGUGCAACACCAAGGUCAGGCUGCUGCUCACUGAAGGGAUCAUGGUGUGAUGAAGAAUGUCCAGGGAGGGCUUUGUUUCUCACAGUCGUUAGUGGACAUUUAUUCGAUCUUUUAACACAUUAUUAUACGUUCAUUAAUUCAGGUGUGUGUGUGUGUGUGUCUGUGUCCGUCCGUCCGUGUCUCUCCCUCAGGCAGAGUGCCCCCUGUGUCGGGAGAAGUUCCAGCCUCACAGGCUGGUGUACCUGAGGAACUUCAGCUAGGACCACUGAGGAUGCCUCAGAAACACCUUCAUGCUCUCUAAUGAUCCCUGUGCCAUGUGGAAUAAAGCGUUGGAUUGUAUCAGUCAAAUAUUGUAAAUAUCUCUUUUAGUUACUUGAAAGAUUAUACUUAUUCUAGUAAAAUGUGGGAAAUAUUUGGUUUGAGGUUGUUUGAUUGUUUAGUUGUCCUAAAGUAUUUAUCAUCUAAAGCAGUGGUUCUCAACUGGUCUGGCUCCGGGACCCAUCAUCACCCAACCAUCACCCCUUAAUAACAAGCCGCGACCCAAAUCAAGGAACAUUCUCAACAUCUCAAAUGUAUUCAAAAUCAAGUUCAUAAGCUGAAUUUCAUAUUCAGGAUGUUUAAUUAUCCUAACAACCCAAUGUCUCCCCCAUAUCAGAAUGGUUUGACCCAACCUGGCACACGCUGCUGAAAACAUGGACGGAGAAGCCGGCAGAAAAAACGACACUCCGCUGCAUUAAAAGUCCCUUCAAAAUAAAAUCACAGGAUAAUAUUUUUUUUCUUCUCAUUUUUAUUUUCCCAUGCAAAGUGGGUCGCGACCCAACCAGUUGAGAAUCACUGAUCCAAAGUAUAUAGAUAUAGAUGACGAUUACUGUCAUUUCCUGCCUGGCGUUAAGGAGUGAAAUGCCUUCGAUAGCAUCUGACUCAGCAGCUGGACGCUCGGUGGGGCUACAAGUCCUUGCAACGUUGCUGGUUUUUAUAUUGGAUAUACGACAAAACAUAACAGUUUGGAACCCUUGUUGCUGUAGUAAAUUUGUUCAGCAACACAAAAGGAGAGCUAAUAUUUCAGAAUGCAGGUAUAGUAAGAGGGUAACGUGAAUGUUUAACACAUCGCCGUUAAAAGGCCUGUUUUUUUUCUUAUGCAGAUGAUGUACACGGCUUGUGUGGUUGCUACUUGUUAAAUUUGAUAUAUAAUUACAAUUUUGAAUAAAUUUAUUUUUGUACAUG